AUGUUUAAUUUAUGGUAAUUAAUAUUGUUUUUUAAUAUUAGUAUCUUGGCAAGACAUGAAUUGUAGGAAACCUGCUACCUUAUCUUUGAUUUCAUGAAUGAAGAAUUUCUAUAAAAUAUCAAAUUGAUUAAGAAAUAUCUUGAUAUAUAAGAGGGAGAUGGACUAUUUGAUAUAGGAGCAAUCCUUAGAUUUCCUCUCGAACAUUUUUAAUAAUUUAAGAGGGCUUGA
Messenger RNA from Paramecium octaurelia, 228 nucleotides. The record is from the annotation of a GenBank genome assembly. NCBI's taxonomy places the organism in Eukaryota, Ciliophora, Oligohymenophorea, Peniculida, Parameciidae.